CACCAUGAAAAGCGCUGAAAAAAGAAACAGCGACAAUACUGCACCUGCAGUCGCCGGUCCUUCAGACGAUGCGCCACUAGUACUCUUUGACAUGAACUCCCAUGGCCAGAUUCCUUUAAUCGACAAGGAAAAUCCUUUUUACUGCCCGAGCUUCCCAGCUGCAGCAUAUCUGGCUACCCUCCGGCAAGCUCGUAAAUCGAAUCCUUUCCUUUUUCAAGACAUCUCUUUGCGCUCUUUUUUCUGGAAAAUCGGUCUCUGCUUCACAAAAGAAAACCAAAAUUAUACAAGCAAUUCCAUCCCUCGCAAUAGCCUAGAUGCACCUUUAUGGUCGAGUAGCCCGGCCGUUCAGUCACCAAUCAUCCUCGCACGAAAUCAAGUCUCAGAUGAUUCGCCAGUAUUGCGACGUGGAUCAACUGGGCUGGCAUGGCGGAGAGCUUCUAUGCGCGUCCCGAAGCGUCCUCGGGAUUCUUCCGAGCCUGAAGAUCCCAUCUUUUUUGGAGGACCGUCGAAACGAGGUCGUUCUUCACAAUCCAUUCAUACGAGCCCUGUCGAUAAUAGUGGAAUUGAACCGUUGUCUUAUACUUUGCAUCAUCACGAUCCACUCGCGGAAACAUCUACCUUCGCUCCUGCUCCGACGUGGGUCUAUGAAUCUGAAACAGGAGAUGAGACACCAGUAGACCUUUCUUAUUUGAUGAAUCGCCUUGAAAUGGUCAUCCCGGGCACGGGUGUGCACCAGACGUUCCUAGGAGACCCUCUGGCCGUUCUGCACCUCACUCACCAGAAAAUCACAAAUGUUCUGGCAGACCGGGGACUCCUUACCGAAAUCGUGUUGACACUCCUGCGAGGUGGCAAUAUCGAUAGAUUGGUGUUAGGUCCUACGAUGUGCGAGGAAGAUGGGCUAAAUUUACAUUCAGGCAAUCUUUUACGCGUAUUCAGCAAACCUGGUUACUACUUGACGCUCAAGGAGCUAGUCCUCGAUGGCGCCCACUUGGAACGCGAUUUCGACCUCGUUCACAUCCAACAACUUCCUAACCUAGAAAGACUCCAUCUCGAGGGGACUGAUAUCGGAAACGAAGCAGUAUUCUUACUGGUCACCCUCAAAGAGAAGUUGUAUUAUCUGAACCUUGCACACAAUCCGAAGAUCGACGACGACGCAAUACCUGCUAUCCUCCUACUUACCAACCUAGGAUAUCUUUCGAUUCAGGCAACUGGAGUCGAAAUGCCUGGCUUUCGUCGGCUCGCAGCAGUAAUCCACGCCGAGGAUCGCGUCAUUGACAUUGAAAUUCCAUUCAGAUGCGAGAAAUACAUCGAUAACUUGCACAAGCAAUACCUCGUCGAUCCUGCGUUGCCUCUCGUCACUGAUCCCUCUGCAUGUCCAUUGUUAUCAGAUGUCGCGCUCAUCCGCAACCUUCAAGCUCACGCCGACGUCAACCCCUCGAUUGUACCGACAGGAACGCGUUUAGAGAUGAUCGAGAGAUUGAAGAAGCUCUUGGAACGAAGGCAGAUGGACCUUGUUAGAGUGACACAAGGAUACCGUGAUGCUGCUGCGUACACUGCAAUGGAAUUGGAAAUACGUCGAAAGUACACGUUCUCUGUCGACUAA
Molecule: messenger RNA, 1603 nt
Organism: Suillus discolor
Lineage: Eukaryota; Fungi; Basidiomycota; Agaricomycetes; Boletales; Suillaceae
Exons: 8
Coding region: 5-1603 (532 amino acids)
Source: RefSeq, a predicted model, not a curated record